UUUCUGUGCAAUUCAUCGUUGCUCGAUUUUACUUUUCGUUCGUGCUCAUUUUCACAUACACACAGUAUUCAUCAUUUGCCAAAUAAGAAUCAUACGCUCAUUCUGUAAUAGGGGCAAAAAAGAAAAAAAAAAUAUUCUUGUAAAAGUAGACACAGUGAGAAAAAAAACAUCGUUGUCGUCAAGCCAGCACAAGUGUAUGGAUUUUAUUUUUAAUUUGUCAAAAUUACGAUAUUAGUGCGAAUUUUGUGUGAUUGAGUGAAAUUAAGAGGAACAGAAAGAGUCAGUGAGGCCCUUUUAGUAUUCUUUCGGAGGGAAAAAGAAGAAAUUUCGCAGUCAAACGAAGUACUUCUUUAUUACAACGACACAUAACGCAUCGGCGAUAGCAAAAAAAAGAAAUUCGAAAACUAUUUUUUUUAUUUACAUUUUAACCAUCAAUUGCCAUCGAAAAUUUUAAGAAAAUGGAAAAGAAAGAGCAAUUGCUUAUUAUUAUGCCAGAACAUGAGUUGAGAUUUCGUGGUCCAUUCAAUCAGGCCAUAACAUCACAUAUGUUGUUGAAAAAUCCAACUGAUAAACCAAUUUUAUUCAAAAUCAAAACAACGGCCCCAAAACGAUACUGUGUGCGUCCAAAUUCCGGAUUGCUAGAGCCAAAUAAUUUUAUAGAAGUUGGAAUUUGCCUACAACCAUUUGAUUUUGAUCCGAAUGAAAAAAAUAAACAUAAGUUCAUGGUUCAAAGUCUUGUUGCUCCAGAAGGUGAAUUCAAUGCGGAACAAUUGUGGAAAGAUGUAAAAUCGGAAGAUUUGAUGGAUUCAAAAUUGCGGUGCGUUUUUGAAUUUCCGGAUGAUAAUCGACCACAACCGACCAAUGAAGAAGAAAAUCAGAAUACGGCAGGCGGCAGUGAUGCAAAUGCUAGCUCCGGCGAUGAUAAGGCACGCGAUUCAUCUGAUCUAGCACGGGUUUCGGCUGAAGUACGACAAUUGCGCGAUGGCGAAAGUCAAUUACGGCAAGAAAACAUGCAACUAAAAGAGGAAAUUUUGCGAUUACGUAUGCUAAGCGAUAUGAAUUCAAAGAAAGAACCAUCGGCUGCUUUCCAGAAUCCAUAUUCACCACCACAAUUGGCUCAACAACAGCUACCAAUCAAGUACAUUGCUAUAGCCAUUGCAAUGGCUCUUUUCGGAUGGAUUUUAGGAAAAUUUAUGCUCUGAAUCAACGAAAUCGAUCGGGGUGCUGCUACUUCUACUGAUGUUGCGGGCGCAAAACAUUCAAACCAUCAAUAAAAAAAGAAACAAACAGAAUUAUAACAAAAAAAAAGUUACGAAAAAAAUGAAAAGAAAAGAAACAAACCAACCCUAAAUAUAAACAAAAAAAAAAAACAUAAAAACAAACAAGCAAACUAGAACAUGCAACACUUAACGAUUAAUUUAAUUGAAAUGAAAAAUUGAAUGGAAUAAGUUAAACUUAAGAAUCGGCUUUGUGGGACUAUUUCAAAUUCUGAUUCAGUAAAUUAAUAUUUAAAAAAAAAAACAACAAGAAAAAAAAAUCACAUGAAAAACAUCAAAAUUAACGAAUUAUGCAUUACGAUUUACCCGUGUACGAAACAAAAAACAUAAAACAAGAACAAUUUGAAUUUACAUUCAGAUGAGAAUAGAUUAAGCAUUGAUUUCAACUGUCGCGUCCACUUCGAAAGUGAGACAUAAAAGCAUAUUUUUAAAACAAAACAAAAACAUUUAGACAUUGCAUUCAAUAAAUAACACAAACAACAA
Contarinia nasturtii (swede midge) is the source of this 1760-nucleotide messenger RNA. RefSeq names its product vesicle-associated membrane protein-associated protein B (gene Vap33). Gene Ontology annotation, molecular function: FFAT motif binding. Gene Ontology annotation, cellular component: endoplasmic reticulum membrane; plasma membrane. The record is from RefSeq and is a predicted model, not a curated record. Lineage: Eukaryota; Metazoa; Arthropoda; Insecta; Diptera; Cecidomyiidae. Gene Ontology annotation, biological process: endoplasmic reticulum membrane organization. The transcript is spliced from 7 exons. Bases 459 to 1202 code for a protein of 247 amino acids.